Messenger RNA from Mercurialis annua (annual mercury), 486 nucleotides. RefSeq lists its product as uncharacterized. NCBI's taxonomy places the organism in Eukaryota, Viridiplantae, Streptophyta, Magnoliopsida, Malpighiales, Euphorbiaceae. The transcript is spliced from 2 exons. The record is from RefSeq and is a predicted model, not a curated record. Bases 1 to 486 code for a protein of 161 amino acids.
AUGAUAUCGGCUGAAAUACCUGAUAGAUCUGUUGAUCUUGACGGAUAUGAAGCAGUAGAGAAUUUUAUGAUACAUGGUCCUUGUGGUAUUGCAAAUGUUAACUGCCCAUGCAUGGUUAAUGGAAAAUGCAGCAAGUGCUUUCCGAAAAAAUAUUCAGAAGAAACUAUGUUGGAUGAUGAAGGGUUCCCAAUAUAUAGAAGGCGGAAGACCGAUGCUUUCGUAGAAAAACAAGGAAUCAUAUUAGAUAACCAGUUUGUCAUCCCAUACAAUAGAAACUUGCUUGUGAAGUUCCAAGGCCAUAUCAAUGUUGAGCUGUGCAACCACUCACGGUCUAUAAAAUACUUGUUCAAGUAUAUAAAUAAAGGCCCCGACCGCGCUGCUGCUGUAAUUGAAUCAACUUCCACAAACAAAGGAGACCCAGCUACACACGAUGAAAUAAAAAGCUAUCUUGAUUGCAGCUACAGAAGCAUGUUGGAGAAUAUUUGA